Volvox carteri f. nagariensis is the source of this 3124-nucleotide messenger RNA. RefSeq lists its product as uncharacterized. The record is from RefSeq and is a predicted model, not a curated record. Gene Ontology annotation, cellular component: vacuolar membrane; proton-transporting V-type ATPase complex. The transcript is spliced from 7 exons. Lineage: Eukaryota; Viridiplantae; Chlorophyta; Chlorophyceae; Chlamydomonadales; Volvocaceae. The coding region runs from base 69 to 875 and encodes 268 amino acids. Gene Ontology annotation, molecular function: proton-transporting ATPase activity, rotational mechanism.
UUAAAAUUGUAGAGGUUUGGGCAGCGUUGAAAGACUGUAGUCUUGGCAAGUGUGUGGCUUUUAUAAAGAUGUCAACUCAGAAUAGGCUUCCAGUUGUGCCCACCGUCACAGUGCUGACAGUGAUGAAGGCACGCCUGGUUGGUGCAACAAAGGGGCAUGCUUUGCUCAAAAAGAAGGCCGAUGCGCUGACCAUGCGCUUUAGGCAACUGCUGAAGGAGAUUAUCGAAGCCAAGGAGAAUUUGGGGUCAACGAUGAAGGGAUCUUUUUUCGCGUACACUGAGGCGCAGUAUGCAGCGGGCGAGAAAGUUAAACAUACGAUCAUGGACAACGUAGAGACCGCUAUGGUGAAGGUGCGCGGCGAGCUUGACAACGUAGCUGGUGUGAAAAUCCCCCGCUUCGAGUCGUUUGUCCUACCCGGGGAGAGCAAAAUGGACCUAACAGGUCUGGGCCGCGGCGGCCAGCAGCUCCAAAAUUGCCGCAAGGCAUACCUCAGCGCGGUCGAGCUGCUGGUCCAGCUAGCCAAUCUGCAGACUGCUUUCAUGACUUUGGACGAGGCACUUAAGGUCACGAACCGCCGCGUAAACGCACUGGAGAAUGUGGUGAAGCCCAAACUUGAAAACACGAUCUCCUACAUCAAGGCCGAACUAGACGAGCUCGAGCGCGAGGAGUUUUUCCGGCUAAAGAAGGUGCAGAAGAACAAGCAGAAGAAGGUGGCGCAAGACGCUGCACAGGCUACCGGGAAAGAGCAGGCUCUGGUGAGCGGUGGGACAUCGGCGGAUCUCAAGCUCCCGCCCUUUAACGGGCCAGCUGCGGGCGUGCAGCCUCCGGCCACGUCCAACUUGCUCAACUAUAAGGAAGAUGAUCUGCUGUUCUGAGCGACGCGAUGGGUUUGCUGUCGAUCUUGCGAGUCGGAGGCAAAAGUGGGAUAGGGAAACGUGUGUACGAACUCUCCCUGUCCGAUCUGGCCCUUCGUUUUUGCUCCAGGGCAGCCGCACUUCGACAAUUCGUAUUGCUGUCUGGUCCUCUUUUCGACGGGUUCGCCAACUUUCCUAAUAGUGGUCAUAACUCAUGCUAAACUGCCACCGCUGGCGCUAAUAGUAGUAAACUAGCUCUACCACCAAUCAUAAGGGCACUGGUCCUACGAGAAUUGCGUGCUGAAAGGAUUACGCGCGUUCUGGGCUUGUUUGGGUUCAGCUGGCUAGGUUCUCUGCCUCACAGCUCAGCGCACCGUGUUCUCCAAAAGUGACGUACCGACACGAUGGUCAGGGUGGGACUUUACGGUGUUGCUCUACUGGACUUCUCAAAGUAGGGCGUGUGGUGUGCGUGCGCGGAUUGAAGGUGGUUUGUGCGGAAGACUGUUAGGCUUCCUGGGAGGCGGCACCGCUGCGGUGGCAUGGCUCGUUGGGUGCGCAUGAUUGUACUUUUGGUAGGCAUAUGUGUCUUCCAGCAUUGUCAAUUUGUAACAUUGGUGUGGAUGGACAUGUCUGUCACUUCGACCACAACUUGGUAUGGAACCGUACUUUCAACAUAAUCCAUCGUUUUUGUGUGUGUGUGACAUGGUUGGGGGUGCCUGACCCCAUACGUGUAAACUACCCAUACGAGCCGAAGGCCCAAGGGCAAUAUCUAUACGCCUAAAAGCCACGGAGAACAGGAACACCGCACUAUCAGUCUAGACUAGCGCCCAAAGGGGAUAACUGAGUUUCGGUGAGGCCACAUACGUUCCAACAUCCUCGCCAGACGUACUGGCUCCCAUUUCAUGGCCUCCAACAUGCUCUGUUCCGUGCUCCCAUCGUUUGUGCCAUGCAUAGUUGAAAAGAUCAUCACACUGUCUGUGCAUCACAACACAACCACCACCCUCUUGCGUGAGCUUUCACGGCCGCAAGCAGUGCCACCGACCUGACGGCUCACAUACUCGACGGCCUUGAGUACAGUACAACACAUCCUUGAGAGACUAGCAUCGCAGCUGAAAAGGCUAAACGCUGAAGGCCAUAUGACCCAAAUCCGGGGCUGGAACCGUACGGAUAGGAGACAAACAAACCCAAUCGGGUCAAUAAACACUCAUUCGCAUCACUCACCACUACCGACGACGUUGGGUCGGUCAAUACUUAGCACGUGGUAAUGCAAAUCAUUCAGGUGAGCUGUGCAAAAGCACGAUACCAAUCAGAAGAGUAUGCACUUAAAACUAUUUUCCAGGGCCCAAUGGUGACUUCGUGACGACGUUGGCAAUGAUCUUAAGCUUUCUGCAAGGUGCAGCCCGCCGGCUCCGCAGACCUUACCCUCUCAAAUCCAGCCAACAUUCGCUCUUCCUCUCCCUACCGUUCCUAUGCUCAGAACACAAUGCACCUUUGUCUGUCCUUCCGUCGUCCACGUCGGCAAACCCCUUGGGCCCUUGAUUCAAAUAGCAUCUGCCCUCACACCAGCUGUACAGCAGCAAUACCAGGGAUCUUCUCCCGCAAUUUCUGUGUUACCGCCACGCGCACGGUCAUUACAUUGGCCGCCGGCCCUGUGAUGCGAAUCUUGACAAUAACACCAUCAAUGUUAACAAGAUCAAGACCUCCGCCGCCAGUCCCAACCAGGUAGGGGCGAAUUUCAUUUAAAACGGUCUCCACGUUUUCGGCGUUCAAAUCCAAGCCCAGGCUCUCCUCCGUCACCUGCUCCACAUCCAAGAUCUCCGGAAUCUUCUCCAUCAAACGGCGCUUGAUACCCAUCGUCAUGGUGGUCAUAGAACUAGGGCAAGAACCGCACGCUCCCUGUAGUUUUAACUUGACGACUAGACCAUCAAUCUCGAUAAACUCAACAUUACCUCCAUCAGCCAUCAGAUAGGGACGGACCUCAUCGAGGACCAGUUCCACAUUCUCAGGCGUUAACUCCAUCAUUUCUGUCUGCUCUUGCUGUACCGCGAGCGCCACAAUGGCUGACCGACGGAGUGCGGGGCCGCCUAGACGUGGGACAGCCCCGACUGAACCCGUUAGUUCAGGAACCAGGAUCUGUCGAGCGCUGUGUGACGCCCUUGUAAUUGGGAAAAUUGUAACCUGUCUUGCGCAUCGCGGGCUCACGCUUACUCCUGUGUGGUUGUGUAGCAAUACAGAGGCCAUUGUGUACCAAGCCAAAUGCUUCCUAUGCG